This is a messenger RNA of Chanos chanos (milkfish), 1128 nucleotides long. RefSeq names its product arrestin domain-containing protein 3-like. Lineage: Eukaryota; Metazoa; Chordata; Actinopteri; Gonorynchiformes; Chanidae. The record is from RefSeq and is a predicted model, not a curated record. Gene Ontology annotation, cellular component: cytoplasm; plasma membrane. The transcript has 9 exons. Gene Ontology annotation, biological process: protein transport. The coding region runs from base 1 to 1128 and encodes 375 amino acids.
AUGACAGUAAAGGUCAAAAUUGAAUAUGAUGCCAUAAAUGAGCGCAACACCUUCUCAAGUGGAGAUAUUUUGACUGGGCGAGUUAUUCUGGAAGUUUUGAAGAAAACAGACUUCAAGUCUCUCACCAUUAAGGCAAAGGGAAAAGCAAGAGUGUUGUGGACUGAACAUUAUGGUCAACACACCCACAUCACAUACUAUGACAAAGAAAAAUACUUCUCACAGGAGCAGUUCCUUUUAAAUAAGAAGAAACAUAAAGAUUCAAACACUCUUGGACCUGGGAGACAUGUGUACCCUUUCACAUUUCAGAUUCCCUUCCAAGACAUGCCCUCUUCCUACAAAGGUACAUGUGGGAAAGUCAGAUACACUCUUACUGCAAAGCUGAGCAGAUCACUGCAUCUACCAAGUAAAGAUAAGACAAAAUUCAACUUCAUCUCCCAGGCUGACAUGAACCAUCGUGGUCUCAUGGCACCACAAUAUGGGAUCAAAGACAAGGAUGUCACAUUUUUCGCCUCAGGAAACAUCUCCAUGGAAAUUUCUACAGAGAGGACAGGUUAUACGCAAGGUGAGGGCUUAGUAGUGAAGGGUGAAAUCGUCAAUAGCUCAACACGCAAGAUUGUACCAAAAUACAUCCUCUACCAAAAGCAAAGCUUCUUUGCUGGUGGGAAGAGACGAGUGCACACCUACGAUGUCCUGAAGGAGAAAGGUGAGCCUUUACCCUCUUCCACAAGGCAGACUGUGUCCAAAGUGCUGACCAUACCCAGGGAGAUCACCCCAACCAUUCUCAACAGUCGCAUCCUGAAGGUGGAGUACAGGUUGAAGGUCAUUCUGGAUGUCUCUUUCAGCAAAGAUCCAGAGAUGAAACUGCCUAUCAUUAUUCUGCCAAGUAUUGGGGGAUCAUCAAUGAAAGAACUACAGAUUGUGUCCAAAGUGCUGACCAUACCCAGGGAGAUCACCUCAACCAUUCUCAACAGUCGCAUCCUGAUGGUGGAGUACAGGCGAAAGGCUGCCGUGCACGUAUCGCCUCACGCCCCCACCCUGCCCCCCACCACCCACGGUGUGAAACUGCGUCAGGAUAACGCCACCAGCAAAAGCAGCUUACAAGUUGCAGGAAGGUGGGUAAGUUUGUGA